This is a messenger RNA of Didymodactylos carnosus, 822 nucleotides long. NCBI's taxonomy places the organism in Eukaryota, Metazoa, Rotifera, Eurotatoria, Philodinida, Philodinidae. The record is from the annotation of a GenBank genome assembly.
AUGACAACACCGAGCAGAAAAUAUAGUAAUGUUCAACCACGUAUAAACACAAAUUUAUCAAUUAGUUUUGAUAAUCUUGAUACGAGUAUGAAACGAGCCGAUUCGAGUCAAAGCAUUGUUGAGAGCGUUUACUUGGAAUGGUUAAAAGAAAAAACGGAAACAAAACGACGCGAAAAACAAGAACGCGCUGAAUGGGAAAGAGAAAACUUAAAAAAAAUAGAUAAAGAUCUGAUAGAAAAAAAGAUACUACAAGAUGCACAAAAUCUUGAACAAUGGCGACGAAAAAAAACAGAGGAAGAUUAUCAAAACCGUUUGAAGCAACUUCGACUGCAACGAGAAGAAGCUGAAAAACGUAAAAAUGAACGAGAUGACAAAAUAAAAGAAGCAAAGAUAAAUUUUGAUGCAUGGGAAAAAAAGAAAAAUGAAACAUGGUCGCAAACAAUUAUAGAAAAUAAACAACAAAAAACUGAUCUGGAAAAUAGACAAGAAGAAAAACAAAAGAAGAUCUUAGUUGCGGAAAGAGCGUACAUUAUGUGGAAAAAGAAAAAGGAUAAACACCUAACGCAGAAAACUAAAACACAAAACGAAUUAAAAGAAGAGGAAUUAAAAAGGUUACGUGAAAAUGAAGAAAAAAAAUUUGUGAAUGCACAAGAAGAAUAUGAAAAAUGGAUUCGUAAAAAAGAACAAUAUGAUUCAAUCAAAGAUAAACAACAAACACCAGUUAUUACUACGCCGUUCUUACCAGGAGGUACGCCAAACAAUACGGGACGAAUAAGGCAUAAUUUUUGGUUGAUCAAGACUAAUCAAAGUUGGAUGAAGUGA